GCAGCCAUCCCUGUAGGCAUUGAUGUUCAGGUGGAGAGCAUCGACAGCAUUUCAGAGGUCAACAUGGACUUCACCAUGACUCUGUACCUGCGCCACUACUGGAAGGAUGAGCGGCUGGCGUUUCCAUCUCGUAGCAACGUGAGCAGGACAUUUGAUGGGCGUCUGGUGAAGAAGAUGUGGGUUCCUGACGUGUUCUUCGUCCACUCCAAGAGGUCCUUCAUCCAUGACACCACCAUGGAGAACAUCAUGAUCAGGGUCUAUCCUGACGGAAGCAUACUCUACAGCGUCAGGAUCACAGUGACUGCUCUCUGCUCAAUGGACUUCAGCAGCUUCCCUCUGGACACACAGAACUGUUCACUGGAACUAGAGAGCUAUGCGUAUAAUGAGAAUGAUCUGAUGUUGUAUUGGAAGAAUGGCAACGACUCUCUGAGGACAGAUGAGAUGGUUCUCUCUCAGUUCUUCAUCAAGAAGUUCCACCCUUCCAGUGGGCUCGCCUUCUACAGCAGCACAGGUUGGUAUAACAGGUUGUAUAUAAACUUCAUCCUGAGGAGACAUAUCUUCUUCUUCAUGCUGCAGACAUAUUUCCCCACCAUGCUGAUGGUUCUGCUGUCCUGGGUCUCCUUCUGGAUUGACAGGAGGGCUGUGCCUGCACGUGUCUCCCUAGGUAUCACUACAGUACUGACCAUGUCAACCAUCAUCACUGGUGUGUCCUCCUCCAUGCCACAGGUGUCCUAUGUGAAGGCAGUGGACAUCUACCUGUGGACCAGCUUCCUGUUUGUGUUCCUGUCAGUGAUAGAAUAUGCUGCUGUCAACUACUGCUCUACGCUAGAGGAGAUGAGACGACUGAAGAGAGGAAAGCUCCCAACCUCGUACAACACCAGCAAAGCCAUGGCCUUCGACGGCUGUUUCCAUGACAGUGACAUUGAGCUGACCCCGUUCCCCCGUCUGCCAACCUCCAUGACCUCCAGCCAUCACAGAACUCCACUCCAGAACCCUGAGGACCCACCCAUCGAGGGGACACGUCUCCGCCGGCAACGGUCAGUGCAGGAGAACGUGGAUCUGCUACUUAGCAACAGCUACUUGAUCGACUCGUACUCCCGCAUGGCCUUCCCUCUGUCCUACCUCCUAUUCAAUACCAUCUACUGGAGUAUGUACUCCUCCUGAGGGACCCUACUGAGUAUAGUGCUGGGACCCUACUGACUAUAACUCCUUCCGAGGGACGGUCCUACUGAGUACUGGGACCCUACUGAGUAUGUACUCCUCCUGAGGGACCCUGCUAAGUAUAGGGACCUUACGGAGUAUUGACCACCUAAGGGAGGGACCUUACAUGGACUCCUCCUGUCGGAAUCUACUGAGGAUACUACUGGCACCCUAUGGAGUAUGGACUCCUACUCUGGGGAAGUGUAUAAUACUGGAACCCUAUGGAGUAUGGACUCCUACUCUGGGGAAGUGUAUAAUACUGGAACCCUAUGGAGUAUGGACUCCUACUCUGGGGAAGUGUAUAAUACUGGAACCCUAUGGAGUAUGGACUCCUACUCUGGGGAAGUGUAUAAUACUGGAACCCUAUGGGGUAUGGACUCCUACUCUGGGGAAGUGUAUAAUACUGGAACCCUAUGGAGUAUGGACUCCUACUCUGGGGAAGUGUAUAAUACUGGAACCCUAUGGAGUAUGGACUCCUACUCUGGGGAAGUGUAUAAUACUGGAACCCUAUGGAGUAUGGACUCCUACUCUGGGGAAGUGUAUAAUACUAGAACCCUAUGGAGUAUGGACUCCUACUCUGGGGAAGUGUAUAAUACUGGAACCCUAUGGAGUAUGGACUCCUACUCUGGGGAAGUGUAUAAUACUGGAACCCUAUGGAGUAUGGACUCCUACUCUGGGGAAGUGUAUAAUACUGGAACCCUAUGGGGUAUGGACUCCUACUCUGGGGAAGUGUAUAAUACUGGAACCCUAUGGAGUAUGGACUCCUACUCUGGAGAAGUGUAUAAUACUGGAACCCUAUGGGGUAUGGACUCCUACUCUGGGGAAGUGUAUAAUACUGGAACCCUACCAAAUUCUAAAGGGCACUUUUCUGUGUGUAAUCCAAUAAUAAUGUAUGUAGCCCUUAAUCUUCCCAGACUAAAACAAUAAAUGGUGGUCACUGCCAAUUAAGGAAUAUUAACAGAGGGGAACCUUUACAAUAGCUAAUUGUUGAGUGAUUUAUGAUUUUCAGUUAGUUUAAAUUCUGUGGUGAAUUAAUGGUGUAUCUUAUGUCCUUUAUCCACAUAACAUGUGUAAAUAUUUGUAUGAACAUAACGAGAUUCAACAACU
Oncorhynchus tshawytscha (Chinook salmon) is the source of this 2307-nucleotide messenger RNA. Its product is annotated as gamma-aminobutyric acid receptor subunit rho-3-like. NCBI's taxonomy places the organism in Eukaryota, Metazoa, Chordata, Actinopteri, Salmoniformes, Salmonidae. The record is from RefSeq and is a predicted model, not a curated record. Bases 64 to 1164 code for a protein of 366 amino acids. Gene Ontology annotation, molecular function: neurotransmitter receptor activity; GABA-A receptor activity; extracellular ligand-gated monoatomic ion channel activity. Gene Ontology annotation, biological process: signal transduction; chemical synaptic transmission; regulation of membrane potential. Gene Ontology annotation, cellular component: synapse; neuron projection; GABA-A receptor complex. The transcript is spliced from 8 exons.